Molecule: messenger RNA, 939 nt
Organism: Rotaria sp. Silwood2
Lineage: Eukaryota; Metazoa; Rotifera; Eurotatoria; Philodinida; Philodinidae
Source: the annotation of a GenBank genome assembly
AUGGUUAGUAAUGUUAUAUUGAUAAUAUUCAUUUGUUUUACUAUUAAUUCAAUUGUAAUUGGUCAUUUUAUUCAACCAAAUGAUAUUGAUGAUGUCUUCAUGUCUGGAAUCAAAUUUGAUUUUAGUGAGUCAAAACCUGAAGAUAAUGUAACAUAUUAUUCUUAUCAUAUUCAUGUAUAUUUUUUACAAAAAAAUUCUAAACAACGAAAUGAGGCUAUUCAAUUACGAAAUCGAUUUCUUGCUAAAUUUAAUGUUAGCAACUGUAAUGAUUAUUGUGAAACAUGGUGUCCUCGAAUUUGUCAUUGGAAUUUAAAUAUGUUACCUGUUGGACCACAUCCUAUUGGUUCAUGGGGCGUCUAUAUACCACUGAAACUAUUCACUCAAACAAUUUCAUUUAUAUCAAUGUAUCACGGUACUCUAACUGUUUUGAUACAUCCGAAUUCAGGUCGUCCUAAAAUUGAUCAUCUUGUCAAUGCUCUUUGGAUCAAAUCUAUCUUGCCACUUAAUGCAAUUCGUCGAGCAUUUUCCACUGUUGAUGAUGAUAAUGAUGGAUUAGUACGUACUAAAGAUCUUCCAGCUAUUUUUAAACAGUUCGAAGAAAAUGUUCAAUCAUUUAUUAUCGAAGAAGAUGAAUUAAAACAUUUACUUGAUCAAAAUAAUAUUGGUGAUUCUGAUCAAAUAACAUUUACACAAUUUAUAACUCUUAUUGCAUGUAAAGUAAAUGUAGACGAUAAUGUUGAAGAAUUACAAGAAGCAUUUAAUAUUUUUGAUCCUACCAACACCGGUUUUAUCACUGUAAAAGAUCUAUUACGUGUCAUGCAAAGUAUUGGUGAAAAUAUAUCGGAAGCUGAAGCUGAAGAAAUGAUGCGUUAUGCUGAUCGAGAUUUAAGUGGAAAAAUAAGUUUUGCCGAAUUUAUUGAAAUAAUUCGACAUUCAUAA